Molecule: messenger RNA, 1548 nt
Organism: Lactuca virosa
Lineage: Eukaryota; Viridiplantae; Streptophyta; Magnoliopsida; Asterales; Asteraceae
Source: the annotation of a GenBank genome assembly
CCCACUGGAAAACCAAAACCAUGGCCCCUGGUAUUUCUUUCCCCCUCUACAUCCAAAUCAACUCUUUAUCUUUUCAACCAAAACAAAAUCAACCUCUUUCUAUAUCUUCGCUUUCAUCCCAUUAAAACCCUCUCCAUUAUCGUCACAAUCACCUUGAUCUUCAUCUUCAUCUCCAGGUGUUGCAUCGUCACAUCCAAAAAGAUGCAGUCUUUUCCUUGAAAAUCAUCACCACAAAGUACCAUUUCAUUUUUCUUUCUUUCUUCACUGAUUCUGCUUUUUACUGUUUUUGUCCCCAUCCUUUUUCUUUUCUUCAUACCCAGAUCGUAUUUUUACUCCCUUUGGAAAUUUAUAUCCGGUUACCAGUUAAAGAAGCUAUCUUUUUGUGGGGGGUUUUGAAUUAUCGAUCAAUAGUUGGUUUACCGCGUGUAACUUUGUGUUUUUUCUCUAGAUUACAUCAAUCUAUCAUUACAAGUUGCUAUGUUUUAGUUCGCCAUUUUCGCGAGUUUUUGAAGAUACCAUAUCGGAUUAGCAGUUAAGUUGCUGUGUUUUUUCCCGGGGCAUUAGAUUAUACAUAAACAAAGGUGGUUUUAGUGCAUGCGUGUAAGUUCGGUUGCCAAAUGGGCAUGGAGAAAGUUUCAGGUGAAAGAAAGAAAAGGAGAAUGAGGCAGAAGAAAGUUACAGCAGUUCAGAAGCUUUAUGAUACAUGCACAGAGGUCUUCGCCGAUUGUGGCCCUGGAGUUAUUCCGAAUGCUGAGGGUAUCGAACGCCUAAAGGAUAUUUUAAAUGGGAUGACUGAAGUUGAUGUUGGUGUACGGCCUAACAUGCCCUAUUUCAAGCUUAAAGAAAUCGGAGGAUUUCCUAAAAUCACAUACUUACACCUUUGUGAAUGUGACAAAUUUUCGAUUGGAAUCUUCCUACUGCCUCCAUCGGGUGUCCUCCCUCUCCAUAAUCACCCUCAGAUGACUGUUUUCAGUAAGCUUCUGUUUGGAACCAUGCAUAUAAAAGCAUACGAUUGGGUCGAUGAUGCUGCUUUAAUCUCUACUCCUAAACCUGAUUCAUCAGAAGGAGAUGUUGGUGUUCGUUUGGCUAAACUGAAAGUCAACUCUGAAUUCACUGCUCCAUGCAACGCCUCCAUUCUGUAUCCAACUGAUGGUGGAAACAUGCACUGCUUCACUGCAAUGACGUCAUGUGCAGUUCUUGAUGUUCUGGGCCCACCAUAUUGUGAUCCUGAAGGCAGACAUUGCCAAUACUAUCGUACUCAUCCUUUUAUGGAUUUAUCAGAAACAGAUGAUGAGAAAAAGUUACCAGAGGGAGAGAAGAUAGAAAGCUAUGCAUGGCUGGAAGAGAUAGAUAAACCAAAAGGCUUGUCUGUGAUUGGAGCGAUGUACAGUGGGCCAAAAAUCAUCGAGAAAUUAGCUUUUUAAAAAUUCAUGCACAAAACAGAAACUUUUGUCGGUUUUUUUUUGGUUGGGUAAAGGUGGUUAUGGACUUAUACCUUGAAGUUGUUGUAUAUAAUUUCAGCAUCACCAUAGAAAAGGAAAACGGUAC